CAGUCUUAGUCACAUUGUUUAAACUACCCAGACUAGCAGACUGGUCAGAGACAUUUAACACUACAGAAUAAAGCCCAAUCAGUUUAAAACAUGAGUAACAGUUCUCUUCUUGUGAAUGUGGAAGACUGGAUAGCAGAGAACCAGAAUGCUUUUGUGCCACCAGUGUGCAAUAAGCUGAUGCACUUUUUCCAGUUGAAUGUCAUGUUUGUUGGAGGUCCAAACACCAGGAAGGAUUAUCAUAUUGAGGAAGGGGAGGAGUUGUUCUACCAGCUGAAGGGAGACAUGUGUCUGAAGGUGAUUGAAAAUGGCAAACACAAAGAUGUGCACAUCAGAGAGGGAGAGAUGUUCCUGCUGCCAGCUCGGAUCCCCCACUCCCCACAGAGGCAGGCCAACACAGUGGGACUGGUGGUCGAGAGGAGACGGCUGCUGACUGAGACCGACUGCUUGAGGUACUAUGUGGACAACACUAUUGAUAUCCUGUUUGAGAAAUGGUUCUACUGUGAGAAUCUAGGAACCCAACUGGUGCCAAUAAUCAAAGAGUUCAUGGCAUCAAAGCAGUGCAAAACAGGGAAACCUGACCCAAAUGACGUCUUCAGAGAGCCUCCGUUCCAGAUGAACACCAUGAACAUGAUGUCUCCCUUCUCCUUCAAAGACUGGCUGGAUAAACAGAGGCCUUCUCUGGCCAGUGGCAGGCCCGUCGACAUGUUCGGAGCUCAGUUUGAGACAGAGGCGAUGGUGUUUGGCCCUGGGCUCACAGAGACAACAACACCACAAAGUGAUGUGUGGAUUUGGCAGCUGGAGGGAUCCUCAAGAGUAACGAUGAAUGAGCAGGAGUUCACUCUUUCUGCAGGAGACAGUUUACUGAUUCCUGAACAGAGCCAGUACCAGUGGCAGAGAGAUGAGAGGACUGUCGCCCUGUUUGUGGUUCAAAACCCUGAGAGGAAGAGACCAUGACCAGGACCUGCCUAUUGACCUGCCCCCAACCUGACAUGUAGGCUACUACAGUAUCAGUCAAUGAGCGGCAUUGAAAAGUAGAUUGUGUAUCAUCACAUACAAUAAUAUAAAUCAUGACCUCAUACAGGCUAUAAGCUUCUGUUAUUUGUUAAUGAAAGUGGACUUUGACUCAUUUCAGUAUUAAUGGGCACAAGAAGUUAUUGAAACUGAAACUGUAAAUUGCACUUUGUUGUAGUUACAUACACCAGACCAGUGGUGUACAUUAAUUAUAUCAAUACAUUUUAUGUUAACAUCUUUAUUGUUGAGAGAAAAUGAAGACAUAAAUGUGGAUAGAA
Messenger RNA from Seriola dumerili (greater amberjack), 1289 nucleotides. It is a transcript of the gene haao, whose product is annotated as 3-hydroxyanthranilate 3,4-dioxygenase. Gene Ontology annotation, molecular function: 3-hydroxyanthranilate 3,4-dioxygenase activity; iron ion binding. The transcript has 10 exons. Gene Ontology annotation, cellular component: cytoplasm. NCBI's taxonomy places the organism in Eukaryota, Metazoa, Chordata, Actinopteri, Carangiformes, Carangidae. Gene Ontology annotation, biological process: 'de novo' NAD+ biosynthetic process from L-tryptophan; quinolinate metabolic process. Bases 91 to 954 code for a protein of 287 amino acids. The record is from RefSeq and is a predicted model, not a curated record.